Messenger RNA from Cajanus cajan (pigeon pea), 2152 nucleotides. Its product is annotated as exocyst complex component EXO70A1. Gene Ontology annotation, cellular component: exocyst. NCBI's taxonomy places the organism in Eukaryota, Viridiplantae, Streptophyta, Magnoliopsida, Fabales, Fabaceae. Gene Ontology annotation, biological process: exocytosis. Gene Ontology annotation, molecular function: phosphatidylinositol-4,5-bisphosphate binding. The record is from RefSeq and is a predicted model, not a curated record.
AUGGCUCACAUGGAAGCCAUAGAGAAUUUUGAAGCCGCCAGGAAGUGCUUGCAAACUAGCUUAGAAAAAUCAACUGCUAUUGCUUCUGCAUUAGACGAAUCAGGAUCAAGAUUGGAGCUACUUAACCAGAGAUUUCGAUCCUUGGAAGAUGCAACCUCAGUGCAAAAAUGCUCGCUUGUUGACAUUGGAGACCACAUAGACACCGUUCUUUGCUCCGCAGCUGCAGUCCUCAAGGUGUUUGAAGCAGUUCAUGAGCUCGAGGAGUCUUUCUUGGCCCACCCCACCUGUGAUCUAUGCACCUAUAUCUCAAACACAAAGAAGCUUGAAGAAGCACUGAAGCUUCUCACUGAUAAUUCCAGGUUAGUACUUGGGUGGUUGCACGGAGUUUUUGAGUUCUUACUAGACAAAACAAUCACCAACGAGCGCUGCGUAUUGAAUGUGAGGAAAUCUUUGAGAAUACUACAAGAAUUGAAGGUCAUGGAAGAAGGUGCUCGUGGUGAUGGAGGUCUCCUCACUUCUGCCUUUGACAGACUAGAGACUGAGUUCCACAGGCUUCUCAUGGAGAACACUUUGCCAGAUUCUGUAACACACAAGUUGCAGGCCAUAGUUGAAAGAUUACACGCAAAUCACAGGCUGGACAAGUGUAAAUCCAUAUAUGUUGAAGUUCGAGGUAUGAAUGCUCGAAAAUGUGCGGAGAGUAUAGAUUUGAGUUACCUUGAGAUGCCAACAGCUGAAUUUGAGGAUUUGCAUGUUAUUGGGAGCUACAUAGACCAAUGGGGCCAGCAUUUGGAGCUGGCUGUGAAGCAUCUUCUUGAGAUCGAGUACAAGCUCUGUAGUAAUGUCUUUGAGAAAAUUGGUCAAGAAACUUGGAUGGAAUGUUUUGCAAAGAUUGCUAUUGACACAGGAAUUCUCUCUUUUCUCCAAUUUGGAAGCAACGUUGCUGCGAGUAAAAACGACCCCAUCAAGUUGUUGAAGCUGCUGGACAUAUUCAGAGUCCUAGAUGGCCUAAGACUAAAAUUCAACCAACUUUUCAAUGGGAAAGCUUGUGAAGAAAUUAGAAUUGUGACAAAGGAUCUUGUGAAUGGAGUUGUCAACGGUGCUGGUGAGAUAUUCUGGCAGCUUCCAGCACAAGUGAAGUUGCUAAGGCCAAGUUCUCCUCCCACGGAUGGCAGCGUUCCCAGGGUGGUGAGUUUUGUAACUGAUUACUGUAAUCAGUUACUUGGGGAUACCUAUAGACCACACUUGACACAGGUUCUGAAAAUUCAUAUAAGCUGGAGAAAGGAAGUGUAUGAAGAGGGUAUUGUUUUCACCCAAAUUUAUAACAUAAUUAAGGAAAUUGCUGUUAAUUUAGAUGCUUGGUCAAAGGCCUAUGAAGACAUCACUUUGUCUUGCCUUUUUAUGAUGAAUAACCACUGCCAUUUCUACAAUUUGCGGGGUACUGCUGUUGGGAAUCUGAUGGGAGAUUCUUGGCUAAGAGCUCAUGAAGAAUACAAGGACUAUUAUGCAGCACUUUAUUUGAGGAAUAGCUGGGAAAACCUUGUACCUAUUCUUGUAGUUCGAAAAGACUUGCUGUCGUCCUCCGUGACAGCCCAAGAUUUUGUCCAGAGACUAAAUGCUUUCAAUGUAGCUUUUGACGAAAGGUAUAAGAAGCAAUCUAACUGGGCCAUCAGUGAUGAGGUGUUGAGGGAAAAUAUAUGCAAGCAUUUGGUGGAGGGCAUUGUACCAACCUAUAGGGCCUAUGUGAAGAACUACAGCUUGUCAAUUGAAAACGAUGCCAAGCAUAUAAAAUAUUCAGCGCAGAUUUUAGAGAACAUGAUUAGGUCUUUAUUUCAGCCCAAGCUGAGCAAGUAUGGGAGAAUCAAACAAACAGAUUUGAUCGGUAAAUUAAAAUAUGCCAGCAAGCAAUUUCGUUCCACUCUUAAUGCACUAUAAUUGUGUACUCCAUUUUCUUUUCAUUUAGCAAAAUGAAAGUGAAUGUACAAUUAGCUCAUUUAAAAAAAUGUAUAAAGAUAUAGAACAUUGGCUUGUAGACAUUCAUUUAAUGCAAUGUCUAAUAACUUGGUUGCUUGGGUGUGCAAUGCUGACUUGCUGAGAAUUCUUCUGAUAUUUGAAUCUCUUCGGAAAAGACCAUAGUGCGGAUUCUGUACCCUUA